AUGAAAAAACUGCCAAGCGAGUCAGAAAACAACCUGAAACCAACUAAAAGACGCUUGAAUGGAAUGCCGAUCGAAGAACCUGUUGAAAAACCAAAAGUAAAAAAAGCAGGGAUGAAUAUUCAGAGUGCUUUUGAUCGUCAUAAGACUCUUGUUAAUAACUAUCUAUCUUACCAUGGCAGUGCAGGUAGAAAGGCGAUGCGACCAGACAAGACAAAAUUCAAAAGAGACAUUGACGUGGUAAAGGAGAACCACAAGUUUUUGUGGGAGGACGGCGACGGUGACGAAGAGAAUCCAAAGUCACUUUCGUGGGAACAAAGAAUCGCGAAGAAAUACUGGGACAAGCUGUUCAAAGAAUACGCAAUAACGGACUUGACUUACUAUAAAAAGAAUCGCAUUGCAUUCCGCUGGCGCAUUGAAAAAGAAGUGAUCGAGGGAAAAGGCCAAUUUAUCUGUGCACAGAAGAAAACAUGUUCCGAAACUGAAGGCCUUAGAACUUGGGAAGUUCCGUUUGGAUAUGCUGAAAACGAUAAAAAGAAAAUGGCACUUGUCAAAGUUCGACUCUGUGCCGAGUGCAGCGCAAAACUAAAUCAUAACACAAAAUAUACAGAAAUAAGAAGAGCGAAAAAUCGCGUUACGCUCUUGCAAGAGCAACAGGAGGCUAUUACAAAAGAACAAAACGCUCUCGCUAGGAAGAAACGCAAGGCCGAAGAAGAAGCAGAGGUCAAAUCUGAUCCUGAUUCCGCCAAGAAGCGCAAAACAGACAGAGAAAUUCAGCAAAAAUCAAGGAAGACGAAGAGGAACUCGGCGCCGAGGAAACCGAUCCAGAUGCGAUUUGGAGCAAGCCCGUAA
Molecule: messenger RNA, 849 nt
Organism: Oikopleura dioica
Lineage: Eukaryota; Metazoa; Chordata; Appendicularia; Copelata; Oikopleuridae
Source: the annotation of a GenBank genome assembly